This is a messenger RNA of Anoplophora glabripennis (Asian longhorned beetle), 598 nucleotides long. RefSeq lists its product as uncharacterized. The record is from RefSeq and is a predicted model, not a curated record. Lineage: Eukaryota; Metazoa; Arthropoda; Insecta; Coleoptera; Cerambycidae. Bases 1 to 546 code for a protein of 181 amino acids. The transcript has 3 exons.
AUGGCAGGGCUGCCCGUCGGUUAUACUCAAUCCGAUUUCCAAAUCGUCCAACCCCUUCACAUAAGAUAUUUGGAAGAGUGUUUCGCAGGUUGCAGGAAACAGGAACUUUUACAACAAAUAGGGUUAACUGCGGGACGACAAGGAAUACAGUUUACAAAAAUUACAAAAGACAGGUCAACAGUAUUUGUAGAAAUAUCAGAUUUUUCAAAUUAUCACAGAUUACGAGAAGAAGGGAUUAAUUUCUAUAACUCUGUAGUCUUUAGAGCUACGGAUGAAUCAGUGAUUAACGAUGACAUUAUUUACAAUUCAGAUAACAUAAUUCAAUGUUAUAGGUGUCAAGGAUUUUGGCAUACUGCGAAUACAUGCAAACAAAAUAUACGAUGUGUUCGAUGCGGUGAAGAACAUUCCGUGGAAAACUGUAACAGACCAAAAUAUAAUCCAAUUUGCUGCAACUGCAAAGGACCCCACCACGCAGCUUAUAAAUUAUGUCCCGUUAGAUUAAAAUUGAACAAAUCUGUAAGAAUUUCUUUUUCUUUCUGCCAAUAACAAUACAUACCUACGUAUUCAAAUUGACCAUUUAAAUAAAAAUUAAAACGUG